This is a messenger RNA of Salarias fasciatus (jewelled blenny), 4775 nucleotides long. RefSeq names its product trafficking protein, kinesin binding 2 (gene trak2). Gene Ontology annotation, cellular component: cytoplasmic vesicle; mitochondrion; dendrite. Gene Ontology annotation, molecular function: GABA receptor binding; myosin binding. The record is from RefSeq and is a predicted model, not a curated record. Gene Ontology annotation, biological process: mitochondrion distribution; anterograde axonal transport of mitochondrion; neurogenesis. Bases 889 to 3780 code for a protein of 963 amino acids. The transcript is spliced from 14 exons. NCBI's taxonomy places the organism in Eukaryota, Metazoa, Chordata, Actinopteri, Blenniiformes, Blenniidae.
UGGAGUUAAGUGCUGCUGAGUUGAGAGCCAGUAUCAGAGUCACGGGACAGACAGAGGCGUAGGGAGACGACUCGGAUCAUGCCGUUGUGGAACAUCCACGGCGAGGAGACGUUCGACGGCUUCGCCAUGGAAGGUGAAAGAGAAAGUUACUCAGAAGACAGGAAGUGCGCUGAACUGUGUGGGCCCGGCGGUGUUUGUUAUGCUCGUUCACUGGGAUGAAUCAUCGGCGUUAGUACAGCUGCAAACUGGGACAGGGUCAGCUGUCAGUGCAUGUUUGGAUAUCGCUUUUCUUUUCGCUUUAUUCAUCAGUGAACGUUAAUGGAUUUUCUGUUGCGCAGAGUUUUGUUUUUAUUUGUGAUUUAAGGAUGUAUUGUGGUCAUAGAACGUCAAUUCAAGAUAAUGAAGAGCGAUCAGAGAACAAAUGGUGCAGAGGCAUGAAAACAGGGAACGAAUGAAGAGGAAUGAACAGAAAAGGCUUGGAAUGAGCGGAGAGUGUCACACGUGCAGAUGAAGGGCACAGUGACGAAGUCUGGGUUUCAUGUUCCUGCCCGCUCCACUUCUGCACUCGAUAAUCAAACACACUAUUUAUAGAGCGAGCAGAGGCGUGUUGGUGGCUGCUCCGCGUUGGGCUGUCCAGCUGGGGAAAAAAAGAAAAGUGACAGAAUACUUUUUACUGGUGCCAAAGGUCAAAUCUGCCUUUGUUAUUUAACACAGUGGAUGGAAAUUCAUGCAGAUUGGACUUUGUACGGUUUGUGGUGAUCAGUGUAGCCGCUCAGUGAGAUGACGGUGGGACGAAGACAUGGCCUCUGAACACGAUCCGCGUCUUCCACAGAGAGGUAAUGAGAUAGAUGUGUUAUUUUUACAGGUCUGAUUGUUGUAUCUGCCUUCAUGACCUCCUUUCUCUCCUCCAAUCAAAGCUCACGGGGGGAUUUUGCGAGCGCUGACAGGGUUUCUGGUUGGUUAGAUGAUUGGAGAUGCCACUUUUCUCUGAACAGGUGGACUGAGGAGCGGAGCAGCGAUGGUGACUCCCACUCAGUCCUCAGCGGCGACCGCGUGGAGCAGAUGACCAAGACCUACAAUGACAUCGAAGUGGUCACACACCUUCUGGCUGAGCGGGACCGAGACCUGGAGCUGGCGGCUCGGAUCGGUCAGUCUCUCCUGCAGAGGAACCACCUGCUGCAGGAGCGCAACGAGGCGGUGGAGGAGCAGCUGGCGCAGGCUCUGGACCAGGUUCACCAGCUGCAGCACGAGCUCAGCAAGAAGGACGAGCUGCUCCGGAUGGUGGCGAGCGCCUCGGAGGAGAGCGAGACGGACUCCAGCGUGUCCACGCCGCAGUGCCACCCCCAGCCGCCGGGGGGGCCGGCCGCCGCGCUCAGCCAGCUGGAGUGUCUGCAGAGCAAGCUGCAGGAGCUGGAGGAGGAGAACCUCUCCCUGCGGUCCGAGGCCUGUCAGCUGAAGAGAGACACCAUCACGUACGAGGAGAAGGAGCAGCAGCUCGUCAGCGACUGCGUCAAGGAGCUCCGCGAGUCCAACAGCCAGAUGGUCUCCCUGACGGACGAGCUGUCCCAGAAGAACGAGGAGCUGCUCAGGCACCAGGAGGAGAUCGCUCAGCUGCUGUCGCAGAUCGUGGAGCUGCAGCACCGCGUGAAGGAGCUGGCUCUGGAGAAGGAGGAGCUGAGGAUCCACCUGCAGGCCUCCAAAGAAGCUCAGAGGCAGCUGACCGCGGAGCUGAACGAGCUGACGGAGAGGAACUCGGAGUGUGUGGAGAUGCUCCACGAGUCCCAGGAGGAGAUCAAGGACCUCCGCAGCAGGAACGCCCCCUCUGCCGGCAUGAGGCGGCACCUGCCCUACGGCCUCUACCCCAUGGACUCGUUGGCAGCGGAGAUCGAGGGCACCAUGAGGAGGGAGCUGAGUGUGGACGAGGAGUCCGCCUUUCAGGACCAAAGAGUUUCCCAGAAGCGCGUCUUCCAGACGGUCCGCUCUGUGAACGCCUCGUCAGCGCGCGCCGGCGCCACCAUCCCUCCCAUCCCCGGCUCCGGCCACAGCUCUCUGGUGAUGACGGCUCAGCCCUUCCAGUCCAACCAGGGCGACGAGGUGCGCCUCGGUCAGCCCGGCUGCCCCGGGGGAAACGACCUCACCAAAGCGCUGCACCGGCUGUCGCUGCGGCGGCAGAACUUCCUGUCGGAGCGGCAGUUCUUCCAGGCGGAGCGCGAGAAGAAGCUGCGGGGCCUGGGGGCGGCGGAGGCCGAGGCGGAGGGCAGCGGCUGCAGCUCGCCGACCGGCAGCGUCAUGUCGUCCUUCUCCAACCUGUCGGAGCUGAGCUUCAGCUCCAGCGUCUUCAAGACCUUCCUGCCGGAGAAGCUGCAGAUCGUCAAACCCAUGGAAGGCUCGCUCACGCUCCACCACUGGCAGCAGCUGGCUAAACCCCACCUGGCGACCAUCCUGGACCCGCACCCCGGCGUGGUGACCAAGGGUUUCCGGCCGCUGGCUCAGGACGCCGUGUUCCGCCUGUCUGACAUGGAGGAGGACGAGGAGGACGGGGAGCGCGGCGGGAUGGCGGUCCUGGAGAAAGGGGCGGCCGAGCGCGGUAAGGAGGAGGACGAGGAAGACGAGGAGGGCGGGAUCACCUUCAAGGUGCGCUGUUCGUCCACGCCGGACGAGAGGAAGGACAGACGCAACCUGCCGGUCCAGACGUUCUCCUCUCCCGCGCUGCCGGCGUCUCCCGGAGCGCCCGCCGCUUCCUGCUCGGUGCGGUCGGACGUCUGUCUGACGCCCCGGCCCGGCCAAUCGCCUCAGCCCAUUCCAGGAGCCUCGACGGCAGCGGUCCAAUCGCAGAGCCAGGUGUCGUCCUCGACCACGACCGCGACCGCGACGACGUCUUCCUCUGUCCAAAACCCCGGGAAGAGUCACAGCUCCACCUUCUCCACCUACACCUUCACCACCUGCCGCAUCCUGCAUCCCACCGACGUCACGCAGGUCACGGCGAGUUCCCAGUCGUCCCUCCUGGCCAACACGCCCAGCUCCAUGCGGACGGGUCCCAGCACCCCCGUCACCCCCUGCAGACUCAGCCUGGGCGACUCCUUCCCCCCCCGGCGAGCACCCGCCCCCGCCGGCGCCCUGGCCAAGCUGGUCCUGGAGAGGGGCAUUUCGGCGCAGGUUUCCACCGACGCCCCGCCCCCGCCCCCGAAACCCGGCCCCCGCCAGCCCCUCCUGCGCCUGCUGCCCGGCACCCCGCCCAACUCCCCGUCCCACUCCCCCGCCCCCUCCCCCGUCCCGACGGAGAGCCGCCAGCACCCGGCCGAUAACUUCCUGGCCUCGCGGCCCGCGGAGCUUUUCCUCCAAGACGUUUACGGGCUGAACCUGGGCCGCGCCCCGCACCCCGACCUCCCCAGCCCCUCCCAGGAGACGCCCGCCCUCGCCGCGGCGCCGAAGCCGGGCCAGGUCAGAGCCGACCCGGCCAGCGUGGGCCUGGUGGAGAGGCUGCGGCGGCUGGGAUUCACCAAGGUUCUGCACGGCUCCGAGUCCGACGCCUCUUCUCCGAGGGAUUCCUCCACCUUCGUGUCGACGGGCGGAGGCAGCCUGCUGGACGGCCUGCGGCGCAACCAGAGCCUGCCGGCCAUGAUCGGUGCCCGCGCCGGGAAGCCCUCCGUUAGCCCCGCCCCUCCGCCUCCUCACCCCACCUCCCUGGCCCUGCCCCCUCCCCCCUGGGGAAACCUCAAAGAGCGGCGCCGACACUUCGGCUCCGUGUCCAAGCCGCCGUCCAGCUCGUCCAGACGCUGAGGAAGAAGAAGUGGACGUGAACCUCCUCCUUUCUGCCUUCGGAGAGACGUCGGCGCAUCAGUGGCCAGAUCGGUCCCGCCUUCACGACUUGAUUUGAAAGCACAAUUGACCUUUUUUAGCAAAGUCCUCCAUGUUUGUAGGUGUCUGCCACAGUGCUCGUCAGUACGGCCUUAGCUUGCCUCUCGGUAGGUCUUUCUCUUUUUAAACCGGUGAGAUAUCUGGAGAUGAAGGAAAACACGCAAGUGUGCGAGGGUUCGUGGAAGUGGAUUUGUAAAGAGUUGGAGUGGAAGUGUGUGAAAAAGACGAGAAAGCGUGCUCGGAAGAGAAGAAGAAAACGGAAGACAGCAAGUUUAAAGGGCUCCUGCCUCAGAGAAUCCAGUUGUGGAGGGCGGCACACUGCCAGACCCCGGCCUCCAGACCGUAUUCAUAUGAUUUGAUCAGCCGUCCACGCGCCGCGCAUCAGCGUCCGCAUGAAGAAGCAGAAGGUCCGCUCUCACCUUCAGAUCUGUUUGGGUGUGUGAGGCCUUUCUUUUAAAGCCAAGCUUGUAUAUAUAUGAGUUGCACUGGAUGAGGUUUUGAGGAGAACACCACUGAUUAUCUAAGCUUGUAUCCUCAACAUCCCACUUUUCUAUUUAACCUUCAGUUUACUGUUUAAGAUAUUCUAACAUAUUGUGUGCCUGCUGUAACAUUUUGUCAUAAGAUUUUAAUAUAUGUAGUGUUUUUAAUUGCUUUCCACAUGAAGGGAAACCAAGCUAAAAGUGGCAUCCUUAUUCUUGAUGAUAGUAACUUCAAAAUAAGGGUUUUUUUUUCACAUUUGACAAAAAAAAACCCAAAUGGAUAAGGGAAGACACACUCAGACUGAGGACACAGUGAAAGCAGGAGGUUCAGGUCCAAACAGAUGAAACAUCCGUCUCCAUGUUGCUCUCCUGCCGUGAUCAUGAUCCUUUUAAUGGGUAUUAUCCAAUUGCCUCAUUUUAUAAAUAAAGCAGUAAAAA